AUGUCCAAUGCCCAAACGCAGGCGCAAACUCUAACCAGAAAGCCCAUCACAGCGCAGCGCAGCGCGCAGCGGAGCGCAGCACCAACAGACUUGGCCAUGUCGAGACAGAAGCAAGGCAGGCUUUGGUCAAGUUCCGCAUACCACGCCUCCUCUUCCCUGCAGCCCGCCACGCAUUGCCGCACGAGCAAAACCUUGGGCGCCACAGAUGACGGUGGUGGUCAUGGUGGUGGUGAGGAUGGGCGUGGUGAGAAGGGUGACAAAAUCCAGAUGAACAGCAAUGCCAAUGACGAUGAUAGCGACGAUGAUGAUAACAAUGGCGGCGGCGGCGGCAUCGGCCGCGGUGGUAGUGAUGGUAAUAAUACUGCCGUCGCUUGGGUGUGGGGAAGGCAAGAGAGCCAGACAGAGGGUGGACAAAAGUUGCUCCUGGCCAUUUCCUCGCCCCCGUCCGUCGCCCACAACGCUCAUUGCCAAACAACCUUUGACUCUGCAUGCAUCGCCCUUGAAUCAACCCCAGGCACGCCGUCUGCCAAACCCCCUUUGGACUGA
This is a messenger RNA of Bipolaris oryzae ATCC 44560, 546 nucleotides long. RefSeq lists its product as uncharacterized. NCBI's taxonomy places the organism in Eukaryota, Fungi, Ascomycota, Dothideomycetes, Pleosporales, Pleosporaceae. The transcript has 3 exons. The record is from RefSeq and is a predicted model, not a curated record. Bases 1 to 546 code for a protein of 181 amino acids.